Messenger RNA from Fomitopsis serialis, 225 nucleotides. RefSeq lists its product as uncharacterized. The transcript is spliced from 2 exons. The record is from RefSeq and is a predicted model, not a curated record. Lineage: Eukaryota; Fungi; Basidiomycota; Agaricomycetes; Polyporales; Fomitopsidaceae. The coding region runs from base 1 to 225 and encodes 74 amino acids.
AUGUCGAACCUGCCCAAUAUAUCCCUCGAAGGAGCACUCCUCCGCGACAUCCUCGUUGGCUCGCGCACGCAGUACGUUCGAGGCGCUCGUAUGGCUCUUCAACACGAGGGCUUCAAGCCCGUCGUGGACAAGGUGUACCCCUUCGAGGGGACGCGCGCGGAGUACGAGUAUCUUGAGAACCAGCAGCAUGUCGGGAAGGUGUGCGUGCAGGUCGCGAGGGACUGA